Messenger RNA from Peromyscus maniculatus bairdii (prairie deer mouse), 273 nucleotides. Lineage: Eukaryota; Metazoa; Chordata; Mammalia; Rodentia; Cricetidae. The record is from RefSeq and is a predicted model, not a curated record.
AUGCCCAAAAGAAAGGCUGAACAGGAUACUAAAGGAGAUAAGGCCAAGGUGAAGGAUGAGACACAGAGAAGAUCUGCAAGGUUUUCUGCUAAACCUGCUCUUCCAAAGCCAGAACCCAAGCCUAAAAAAGCCCCUGCAAGGAAGGGGGAGAAGGUCCCCAAAGGGAAGAAGGGGAAGGCCGAUGCCUGGAAGGAUGCGAAUAAUCCUGCAGAAAAUGGAGACGCCAAAACAGACCAGGCACAGAAGGCUGACAGUGCUGGAGAUGCCAAGUGA